Sardina pilchardus (European sardine) is the source of this 5400-nucleotide messenger RNA. It is a transcript of the gene unc13a, whose product is annotated as unc-13 homolog A (C. elegans). The annotation marks the transcript as partial. The transcript has 40 exons. Gene Ontology annotation, biological process: synaptic vesicle priming; neuromuscular junction development; synaptic vesicle maturation. The record is from RefSeq and is a predicted model, not a curated record. Gene Ontology annotation, cellular component: presynaptic active zone cytoplasmic component; terminal bouton; plasma membrane. Lineage: Eukaryota; Metazoa; Chordata; Actinopteri; Clupeiformes; Clupeidae. Gene Ontology annotation, molecular function: diacylglycerol binding; phospholipid binding; calcium ion binding.
UCAGUGAAGAAAGCCAAGCUUGAUGGACCUCAAGAGAAAUUCAACACGUACGUGACACUGAAGGUGCAGAAUGUCAAGAGCACCACUAUCGCCGUGCGUGGCAGCCAGCCAUGCUGGGAGCAGGACUUCAUGUUUGAGAUCAACCGUCUGGAGCUGGGCCUGACCGUGGAGGUGUGGAACAAAGGGCUGAUCUGGGACACCAUGGUGGGCACGCUGUGGAUCCCGCUCCGCAGCAUUCGCCAGUCCAACGAGGAGGGCCCGGGGCAGUGGCUGACCUUGGACUCCCAGGUGAUCAUGGCGGAAAAUGAGAUCUGCGGCACCAAAGACCCCACGUUCCACCGCGUUCUGCUGGACACACGCUUCGAACUGCCUUUAGACAUUCCGGAGGAUGAGGCGCGCUACUGGGCCAAGAAACUGGAGCAGCUCAAUGCCAUGAGGGACCAGGAUUACGCUUACCAGGAGACACACGAGAGACCACUGCCAGUGCCGACGACUCAGUGCUGCAACUGGAGCAUCUGGGGAGACCAACAGAACGAUGACCCGGACAGUGCGCUGGACGACAGAGACAGUGACUACCGCAGCGAGACGAGCAACAGCAUCCUGCCGCCCUACUACACGACAUCGCAGCCCAACGCCUCCGUGCACCAGUACCCCCUCCGCCAAGGCUCGCGCUACCACGACACACACGAGUACGAGUACGACAAUCAGAGAGCCAUGAGCCCUACGGGCAGCAGCCGUUACGCGUCGUCGGGCGAGCUGAGCCGCGGCAGCUCCCAGCUCAGCGAGGAGUUCGGCCCCGAGGACGGCGAGAGCCUCCGCAGCCCGGAGUUCUACGACGAGAACGACUCGUACCACUCGUGCCACUCGUCCGUCAGCUACGGCAAGGAGUCGCCGGGCUGGGACCCCGAGGAGGAGGAGGAGGAGGAGGAAGGGGCGCAGCAGCGGGACGAGGCCUACAGCGACGAGGGCAGCUACGUGAAGGACGGCGGCGAAGAGGGCGCCGUGUACGACGACGACGAGGAGGUGCCCGGCGGCGGCGGAGGCUACCGCUACGAGGAGCAGGGCGAGGAGGGCUACCGCUACGAGGACGAGGAGGAGGUGCCCUACGAGGCGGAGGUGGAGAUGUACCCGCUGGACGGCGCGCUCGGCGAGGACCAGGAGCCGCCGUACACGCCCACGCCGACCGGCACGGCCCCGACGCUGACCGCCGCGGGCGACUCGCUGGCCCCGUCGUCCAGGCCGCCGCUGGAGAAGCAGGCGUCGCUCCUCCACGACCAGCCUCCGCAGGCCCAGCAGCAGCAGCAGCAGCAGCAGCAGCCCCCCUUCCACCCCGCAGGCCUCGGCCAGACCCAGAGCCAGACGACCCCGCCGCCGCCGGAGCCGUACCAGGAUGCCUUCGCCAAGACGCACGUCUCCUUCUCCUCCUCCUCCUCGCUUCAGCCGCCCGGGGCAGAGCCCCUGCCCUUUGCCCCCGUCUCCACCUCUGGCCUGCCCUCGGAGCCAGCGCUCAAGCCCCUGCCCACAGACGAGCCCUUCAUGGGCAUGGAGGAGGAUCCCCUGCCCUUCAGUGAGUCGCCCCCUACUGCUGUGCCUGACCAGACCACUACCCCACCCGAAAGCACAGAAGCCCCACCUGACAGUGCACCUGAGGAGCCUCUGGUCCCCAUGCCCAAGCGCUCCCCCAAAGAGAACUGGCUGCGGCUCUUCAGUAAGGUCCGCCUGCAGCUGCAGCAGGCCCGAGGGGAGACUACUGGGAUCCAGUCUUUAUGUAUACAGGCAGGGCUUGGUGGGGCUCUGUACAGCAUAGACAGCAUGCCAGACCUACGCAAGAGGAAAGCCAUGCCGCUUGUCAGGGACCUGUCUCUGGUACAGAACUCACGCAAGGCCGGGAUCACAUCAGCCAUGGCCUCCAGUACACUAAACAAUGAGGAACUCAAGAGCCACGUGUACAAGAAGACGCUGCAGGCUCUCAUCUACCCCAUCUCCUGCACCACGCCGCACAACUUCGAGGUGUGGACGGCCACCACGCCCACCUACUGCUACGAGUGCGAGGGCCUGCUGUGGGGUAUCGCCCGACAGGGCAUGCGCUGCACCGAGUGCGGGGUCAAGUGCCACGAGAAGUGCCAGGAACUGCUCAAUGCAGACUGUCUGCAGAGAGCUGCAGAGAAAAGCUCCAAGCACGGCGCAGAGGACCGGACCCAGAACAUCAUCAUGGUUCUCAAGGACCGCAUGAAGAUCCGCGAGCGGAACAAGCCGGAGAUCUUCGAGCUGAUUCAGGACGUGUUCGCCAUGGUCAAGUCCACCCACGUGACCCACAUGAAGCAGAUCAAGCAGAGCGUCCUCGACGGCACGUCCAAGUGGUCGGCCAAGAUCAGCAUCACAGUACUGUGUGCUCAGGGCCUUCAGGCCAAGGACAAGACAGGAUCCAGUGACCCCUACGUCACAGUGCAGGUUGGCAAGACCAAGAAGAGGACCAAGACCAUCUACGGCAACCUCAACCCUGUAUGGGAGGAGAACUUCAACUUCGAGUGCCACAACUCUUCAGAUCGCAUAAAGGUGCGGGUUUGGGACGAGGACGACGACAUCAAGUCACGAGUGAAGCAGAAGUUUAAGAGGGAGUCCGACGACUUCUUGGGUCAGACCAUCAUCGAGGUGCGGACGCUGAGCGGAGAGAUGGACGUCUGGUACAACCUCGACAAGCGUACGGACAAGUCCGCCGUGUCAGGAGCCAUCCGCAUGCACAUCAGCGUGGAGAUCAAGGGGGAGGAGACCGUGGCACCCUAUCAUGUGCAAUACACCUGCCUGCAUGAGAAUCUCUUCCACUACGUGACAGACCUCCAGAACAGCGGCGUGGUCAAGAUCCCCGACGCCAAGGGGGACGACGCCUGGAAGGUGUACUACGAGGAGACGCCACAGGAGAUUGUGGAUGAGUUUGCCAUGCGCUACGGUGUGGAGUCCAUCUAUCAGGCCAUGACACACUUCGCCUGCCUCUCGUCCAAGUACAUGUGCCCUGGUGUGCCCGCGGUGAUGAGCACGCUGCUCGCCAACAUCAACGCCUACUACGCCCACACCACCCAGGCCACCAACAACGUCUCCGCCUCAGACCGCUUCGCUGCCUCCAACUUUGGGAAAGAACGGUUUGUGAAGCUCCUGGACCAAUUGCACAAUUCCCUGAGGAUUGACCUCUCCAUGUAUCGGAACAACUUCCCUGCCAGCAGUCCUGAGAGGCUCCAGGAUCUGAAGUCCACCGUAGAUCUGCUCACCAGCAUCACAUUCUUCAGAAUGAAGGUCCAGGAGCUCCAGAGUCCCCCCAGGGCCAGCCAGGUGGUGAAGGACUGUGUCAAGGCCUGCCUCAACUCCACCUACGAGUACAUCUUCAACAACUGCCACGAGCUCUACAGCCGAGAGUACCAGACGGAUCCGGCAAAGAAAGCAGAGCUCCCCCCUGAGGAGCAAGGCCCCAGCAUCAAGAACCUGGACUUCUGGUCCAAGUUCAUCACCCUGAUCGUCUCCAUCAUUGAAGAGGAUAAGAACUCGUACACGCCCUGCCUUAACCAGUUUCCUCAGGAGCUGAAUGUGGGCAAGAUCAGUGCAGAGGUCAUGUGGAACCAGUUUGCCCAGGACAUGAGAUAUGCCAUGGAGGAGCACGAGAAGAACCGUCUGUGUAAGAGCGCCGACUACAUGAACCUGCACUUCAAAGUGAAGUGGCUGUACAACGAGUACUGCAAGGACCUGCCUUUCUUCAAGAGCCGGGUGCCAGAGUACCCAGCGUGGUUUGAGCCCUUUGUCAUCCAGUGGCUGGACGAGAACGAGGAGGUGUCCAGAGACUUCCUGCACGGUGCCCUGGAGAGGGACAAAAAGGACGGGUUCCAGGUGACGUCUGAGCACGCCCUGUUCUCCUGCUCCGUGGUGGACGUCUUCUCGCAGCUCAACCAGAGCUUUGAGAUCAUCAAGAAGCUUGAGUGUCCAGACCCACAGAUCGUCGGCAACUACAUGAAACGCUUUGCAAAGACGAUAAGCAACGUGCUGCUCUCCUACGGUGACUUCAUCUCCAGGAUCUUCCCCGAUUACUGCAGCAAAGAAAAAUCAGCCAAUCCAUGCAUCCUGAUAAACAACAUUCAGCAGCUACGUGUCCAACUGGAGAAGAUGUUUGAAGCCAUGGGCGGCAAAGAUCUCUGUGUGGAGGCCAGCGACUUUUUGAAAGAUCUUCAAGUGAAACUCAACAACGUCAUGGACGACCUGAGCAGAAUCUUUGCCUCCGGCUUCCAGCCCCACAUCGAGGAGUGUGUGAAGCAGAUGGGCGAUAUCCUGGGCCAGGUGAAGGGGACGGGCAACGUGCCAGCCAGCGCCUGCAGCAGCGUAGCCCAGGACGCAGACAACGUGCUGCAGCCCAUCAUGGAGUUCCUGGACAGCAACCUGACUCUGUUUGCUAAGAUCUGUGAGAAGACGGUGCUGAAGCGCGUGCUGAAGGAGCUGUGGAAGCUGGUCAUGAACACCAUGGAGAAGACCAUCGUGCUGCCGCCACUGACCGACCAGACGGGCAAAAUGAAGCAGGCUUGUCACACCGAUGGCACCCAGCUCAUCUUCAAUGCUGCCAAGGAGCUGGGUCAGCUCUCCAAACUAAAGGAACAUAUGGUGCGUGAGGAGGCCAAGGCUCUGUCUCCCAAGCAGUGUGCUGUCAUUGAGCUGGCCUUGGACACCAUUAAGCAAUACUUCCAUGCCGGAGGCGUGGGUCUGAAGAAGACGUUCCUGGAGAAGAGUCCUGACCUGCUGUCGCUGCACUACGCCCUGUCCCUCUACACGCAGGCCACCGACAAGCUCAUCAGGACCUUCGUGCAGUCGCAGAACACACAAGGCUCUGGUGUAGAGGACUCUGUGGGAGAGGUCUCUAUCGGCGUCGAGGUCUUCACCCAUCCCAGCACUGGAGAGCACAAAGUCACAGUUAAAGUUGUGGCUGCGAAUGAUCUGCGGUGGCAGACCUCUGGGAUCUUCCGGCCCUUCGUUGAAGUCUACAUCAUCGGCCCUCUCCUCAGCGACAAGAAGAGGAAAUACGCCACCAAGUCCAAGAACAACAGCUGGGCUCCCAAAUUUAAUGAAACGUUCACUUUCACCCUGAGCAGUGAGUCGGGCCUGGACUGCUACGAGCUGCACUUCUGCGUGAAGGACUACUGCUUCGCCCGCGAGGACCGCACGGUGGGCAUGUCCGUGCUGCAGCUGAAGGACGUGGCGUCCAGGGGCAGCGUGGCCUGCUGGCUGCCGCUGGGCAAGCGCGUCAGCAUGGACGAGACCGGCCUGACCGUGCUGCGCAUCCUGUCGCAGCGCAACAACGACGACGUGGCCAAGGAGUUCGUCAAGCUCAAGUCCGACCAGCGCUCGGCGGAGGAGGGACGAGGCAGCUAA